AUGACAUGCUCCACGCUUCGGGGCGCCAUCACGUUGGUGAUGGUGCUCGUGGCACUGAUAGCGCCGCUUGCAUCAGGGCUUCCGAGCCUCCGUAUCAUGCCUCUCGGAGACUCAAUCACCAAAGGCAACGGCUCUAAAGACCAAACGGGCUACCGAAAGCGUCUUCGUGAGAUGCUUAUCGGCCGAGGUACUUCGGUCGAUAUGGUUGGCAGCCUGAAGCACCCCCCCACUGGCAUGGCGGACAACGACCACGAAGGCCACAGUGGGAAAGUCCUCGCAGAUAUCAACACGUAUUGGAAACUUUCAAUUGCUGCUCGCCCCAACGUGGUUCUCUUGCAUGCUGGCACGAACAACAUGGACCUGGAAGAGGAUCUCCAAGGCUCUCCUGAUAUGCUCGCGACCAUCAUCGAUGGCCUCUUUGCGAACGCCCCAGACGUCACUGUUCUUGUUGCUCCAGUCAUCUGGGCCAACAAGCCUAGAAUGCAACAAAACACUGAUCGCUUCAACCCGGAGGUCAUUUCUAUUAUUGAGAAGAGACAAAAGGAUGGCAAGCACAUCCUUGAGGUCCCAAUCGACAUCACGGUGGCUGAUCUUUGGGACGAGAAACACCCAAAUGACAGCGGCUACAAGAAGAUGGCCGACGCUUGGCUAAAGGCAAUCUUGGAAGCCGACGAACGAGGCUGGUUAAAGAACCCUGUCCAGAGGGAUGCCGCCGGCCUACCAGGUGUCGGCCUCGGCGUCGGAGGAGGGAGUGGUGGGGCUCAAGAGGAGAUUGAGGGCAGAAUCUGGAAGAAGCAGGGAACUGUCUUCGAAGGCUUCCGCACCUGGGAACCAGUUGGCACCAUUCGUGGGGCUGUCGAGGACGGCAGCCGCGAUAAGGUGAUUCUGGCCGACCUCAACGGCGAUGGCAUCGCUGACUACGUCGUCGCCGACAGCGAUGGCACAAUGCGAGCCUGGAUCAACGGCGGCAAGCCCAACGACUGGGCGAGUAUCGGCAAGAUUAACCCAGACUGGAAGUCCAUCAAGGGCAACAUGAUCCGCCUUGCAGAUGUCGACAACGACGGCAAGGCUGACCUCAUUGCCAUAUAUGAGGGUGGCGCGGCCAAGGUCUGGAAGAACGUCGACAACGGAAAGAAGUUUGAAUCCCUUGAUUCCAAGUGGGCAACUGGCCUCGAAUCGAGGGACAAGGUCUACUUCGAAGACAUUGAUGGUGAUGGGUACGCUGACUAUGUUAUCGUCUAUGGUGGCGGCGCUGUCAAGUGGGCACGCAACACACACAACAACGGAAAGGACAGCAAUAAGAAGAACUGGGAGACCGAGGUCACCAUUGCUCCUGGUCCUGCCGGUAUACCUGCCAACUCGGCAAGGGUACGAGACAUUGAUGGUGACGGAAAGGCUGGCAAGUCCUUCACGGUUCUUUUACCUUGGCUUGAAACUAACCUUGCUGCAGACUAUCUAGUCGUCUAUGAUGGUGGUGCCGUCAAGGCGUUCCGUAACACCCUGAAUGAGGGUGGCCGCAAUUGGGACGACUUGGGUACUAUUGCACCCGGCAUAUCGGGUGUCACGGGCGAUAUGAUACGGUUCGCAGACAUGGAUGGCGACGGCCUGGCUGAUUUCCUUGCUAUUGCCGACGACGGAAGCAUCCGCAUGUGGAAGAACCUUGGCAUCACUGGCACUAAGGGCUCGAGCCUUCGCUUAGCCGACCUGACGGGUAAUGGCCUGGACGACUUGAUCUCGGUCGAUGCCAAAGGCCGGGCUCGUGCUUGGCUCAACAAGGGUGUCGACCAGUGGGAGUCGAUCGGCGAGAUCGCGCCCGGCCUUGAUGAAGAUCUCUCGGACUCACGCAUCGAGUUUGCCGAUGUCAACGGCGAUAAGCGCGCUGACUACCUGGUCAUCUACGGUGGCGGGGCUGUCAAGGCGUAUAUCAAUAACGGAAACCUCCCCAACCCAGGAGAUCGGCGGAUCUGGCAGGACGGCGUCGUCAUCGCACCGGGCGUUGGAGAGCCUGGCAGCAAGGUCAGGUUCGCAGAUCUCGACGGGGACGGCUAUGAUGACUUCCUCAUCCUGUACGACGGAGGAGCAGUCAAAUACUGGCAGAAUAACAAGAACAUCCCCCCUAGGGAUGGUGGUCGCAUCUGGAAGGAGGGCAUCGUCGUGGCCACCGGCGUCGGCGAGCCAGGCAGCAAGAUCAGGUUCGCCGACCUCACGGGAGACGGCAAGGCGGACUAUAUCGUCCAGUACGAGGGAGGCGCCGCGAAAGGCUACCGCAACAAUGGCAAGAUCCCUAUCGGCGAGGGCCGCAAGUGGAAUGAUAUGGGCACCAUUGCUGGUGGCGUCAGCCCCCAGGGCCCUGUUCAAUAUGCAGAUAUCAACGGCGAUGGAAAGGCCGAUUACCUUGUUGUCUUUCACGGGGGCGCCAUCAACGCAUACAUCAAUGACCAUGACUGGAAGCCCAAACUACCAGAGAAACCCGACCAGCCUAUCCCUGGCGAGCCGGGCGAUGGUGAUGGUGACGGCAAUGAUGGUAGCGGCAACGAAGGCGGCAACGAAGGUGGCGACGGAGACGGCGACAUUGUAUACAUUGACCCCAAAAUCUGGAGCUCCGAGAAACCGACAGCAGGGUGCCAGCCGCCCUGUACUCUCGUCCUACCACCAUGGCCGCUCUCCUCCAAGACUACAAUCAGCUUUCCCGUCAUCACCGAGACCAUCCAGGAGACAUGGCCUGAAACUACUGACGGCGUGACUAAAUAUCGCACAACAACAAUCACCGUUCGCAUAACGCUCCCGCCUCUUAUAACAUCUGAGAUUGAGGUAUCCAACAUUGUUCUGACAGCAUCUACCUCCAAGUCUGUCCCUGUACGAGGCAGUGUCAUUCCGUCGCCCGUCACAUUGACUGAACCCACUCACGACAUCACUUACACGUACAAGCCGGGACCGUUUCCGACUGGCACCAACGAUGAUAACAAUGAUGAUGACGAUAUUGAUAUCGGGCCUCCACCAGGUAUUGCUCCGGGCAUUAUCAUCACUCCUGGGCCACCUGGGCCUGUCUGCAAAUCUGGCUGCGGCAAUCUCUGUCUCUUUGGUUGUAGUCCAGGUGGAGGCGGCGGCGGUGGAGGCGGAGGCUCCAUCGGUUGCAUUGGAGGCGGGUGUCCUGGACCAGGGGGAAACUGUGUUGGUGCAGGAUGCGAAGAGAGAAAUGAGGAAGAAGGAGAAGAUGACGAUGAUGACGAUGAUGACGAUGACGAUGACGAUGACGAAGAAGAAGACUGUGCGACGGAGACCAACACCGAGUGCCAUCAAGUCUGUACGACGAAGCCGUGCGCCACUGUCUGCAACACAUAUAUUGGCUGUGACUGCACCACCUCUUCAGUAACAGACUACUGGGUAUCGUGUAAAUCCUCCUCAUGUACCACCACCUCGACCGAGAUCAUCACUGGCUGCUUCCUGACUGCAACGGCUACAACAACGGGCUCAUCCUGUCCACUCAUCACGGUCGACCCCCGGAAGGACGACCUCGGCGAUGACGAUAGCGGGCAUGGCAAGUUAGGCAAGGCCUACGAGACCACCUUCUCUCCAACCGUCAUUGUCAGUUCAACACCAUACCCCGUCAAUGACGGCUAUGUGACGGUUGAUAAGACGGCCUACCCCAUUCCCAACGUGAAGUCGGCGACCAAGACCAAGAUGCGAGGAACCUCGGCUAUCAUUCUUCCUUCUCAUAUCGGCACUACCAUCUCUAUCACUUUGACAGAUAUCAAAAUCAUUACCACCUCGUACCCAAAGGCCACGACAACGGUCGGCAAGUCAACCACCACCACCAAGACAACAGCGACUGCCAUAUCAUACCCUACAAACACGGCCAUCAACGAGGGUGAAGGCUACUGCUUCGCCGAUCGCUCCGGCUAUGUCGAGUUCACCAUUGAAGAGGCGCAGCAGGUCAUCGAGUCGUUCUGCUCGUCCAACUACGUGCUCGACCCCAACAACGCGGUGGGCCAGAACAUCGCGCUCGAGGAGGACGGCUACAUGGUCAUAGUGUCGGCGGAAUGGGCGCCCGAUCAGAGCGGGUGUGGAACCAAGGAGCCUUUCCCCUUCGCCGAAGAUGACUUCAACUUCGACCUCUGCCUGGCUGGCUGGGAUACUGCCUUCUUCUGCGAGGACCAGGAGGCGGACGUGGAGUCUAGCUACGGAGGGGCAUACGUUCUUGAUCCUCCCGAGACGGGCGGCUGCAUUCUUCUGAGCCUAGGUGCGUAUGAUACUUCUACCAUGAGACUCAUGGCUCGCCCGAAGGGUGCGCAACCGCUGGUGCCGCCUGCGAUGAAUACGACACAUAUGGGUGACGAGCCCAAGUGGGUUCCAAGCAACAAGCCUGGUGUUCCCAAAGUAUGGCCUGCUUCCGAGGGUUCGUUGUCCAGACAACGCAAGUUGUUUAACCCAGCAAAAGGCAGCCAGACAGCAAGCCUCCUUUCAGAUUAA
Messenger RNA from Fusarium vanettenii 77-13-4, 4470 nucleotides. RefSeq names its product carbohydrate esterase family 3. NCBI's taxonomy places the organism in Eukaryota, Fungi, Ascomycota, Sordariomycetes, Hypocreales, Nectriaceae. Gene Ontology annotation, molecular function: phosphatidylcholine lysophospholipase A1 activity. The record is from RefSeq and is a predicted model, not a curated record. The coding region runs from base 1 to 4470 and encodes 1489 amino acids. The transcript has a single exon.